UGUGGCUCGGGAAGGGAUCAAGGAAGGAGUUGAUGGUAACCAGAUAUGAAGGGCGCCACUUUUGUCAUUGCCGCGUGUUUGGUGGUGUGUUGGGUUGGUGGAGUGUCGGGGCUGUACAAUGACGGCUGUCCCCCGGAUGCAGAAUGUGUUCCCAGACACGUAUGCAGAAACGGAAUCGUGCGGCCGCUGAGCCCUAGUGCCUGUGGGAGCCAUGUCAACGACCCCCGGGUGUGCUGCCGAGGGGAUCACGGGGUAAGUCACAGGCAAGAUAGGAGCCCGUACGGUAUGGAUUACUACGAUGAGCGCUACGGAAGGUUGUACGGGAACCCCCUCUCGACGUUCGCCAGGGAACUGCUGAGCAAGUACAGACCCAAAGAUGAGUGCGGGGUGAGGUUCCAUUCUCCAAGCGACAUGGCGAGGGUGUCCACGGGCUACGUGGGGGAUAAAGGGUUUACCAGCUUCGGGGAGUUCCCGUGGCACGUGGCUUUGCUCGUGCGGGAAAGGCGCCACCGUUCACCGUACUCGAGGCAGCUGACCACCUACAGGUACCACUGCGGCGCCACGCUGAUACAUCCCGUGCUGCUACUCACUGCCGCACACUGCGUGAAGGGUGUCAAGAUGAACAGACUGAAGGCUCACCUUGGGGAGUGGAACCUGUACAGCACGUCGGGGGAGCUCUUCCCUGCCGUAGAGAGACUGAUAUCCAGGAUCUUCAUUCACAGCGGCUACAACCAAGCUACUUUCCUGAACGACAUCGCACUUCUGCAAAUGGACAGGCCAGUUGACACGUCGAAAACGCCCCACAUUGCCCCGGCGUGCCUCCCAGAAUCCACUUAUAAGUUUGAAGAAGAUAAAAAAUGUUUCAUUGUUGGAUGGGGUGAUGAUCUAUAUAAGCCAAUUCUUGGAAGCAAUAUACUGAAAGCGACAUCGGUGGUCUACCCUACCGACGAGGAAGAGUGUGCAGACAAGCUGUACGCGUCCAUCCCACAUAUCAGCGAUGAGUUCGUCUUGAACGAGGACAGUCAGAAGUGUAUCUCCGGAGGACAUGGAAGAGAUGCCUGCACUGGUGAUGGCGGAGGUGCUGUGGUGUGCCCGCUGGACAACACUGAGGGCCCCAAUGCCUGCCAUGACCACGACUGUGAGGACGAGCACUACUUCGUGGCCGGCAUACUGUCCUUCGGUUCCCCGGUGUGUGGCGAAGAUUCGGUCACUGUAGUAACGGACAUAAUCAAGAAGAUUGACUGGAUUAACACAAUUAUUAGCCCUGCUGGAGGCCUCAAGAACUAUGAUUACCAAUACCACCUCAAAGGCGGACCCUUCCAACAUGCUGGAAGGUCGGGCCCCUUAGCGCCGGAGGAGCCCCGGUCGUCAAAUAGCACUUCCACCUCAUAAGAGGGCAAAUUUAAAGAUGGGUUAGGGGGUGGUGUAGGAUCUAUAUCGAACAUGAAAUCAACAACAUGACUGUCUUGCAUUGAAUUGAAAGCUUUUCCUAAUGUAUCCGCAGAGUCUUAGACUUCUUUUAGUGUUGGCAGUUUAGAAUCCAUACUUUAUAAUAAAUAAUUUAAUAAACUAAAAAUUGAU
This is a messenger RNA of Eriocheir sinensis (Chinese mitten crab), 1581 nucleotides long. Its product is annotated as phenoloxidase-activating factor 2-like. The record is from RefSeq and is a predicted model, not a curated record. Gene Ontology annotation, molecular function: serine-type endopeptidase activity. Gene Ontology annotation, biological process: proteolysis. Lineage: Eukaryota; Metazoa; Arthropoda; Malacostraca; Decapoda; Varunidae. Bases 46 to 1392 code for a protein of 448 amino acids. The transcript has 9 exons.